Messenger RNA from Coprinopsis cinerea okayama7#130, 975 nucleotides. Its product is annotated as YhhN domain-containing protein. The record is from RefSeq and is a predicted model, not a curated record. The transcript has a single exon. Bases 1 to 975 code for a protein of 324 amino acids. Gene Ontology annotation, cellular component: membrane. Lineage: Eukaryota; Fungi; Basidiomycota; Agaricomycetes; Agaricales; Psathyrellaceae.
AUGGACUUCCUCAACAGCCUCCCAAGGCCCACACUACCCGAAUAUGCAUUCGUCACACGACUCAACAUCGCGCUCUUUUUGCUCGUCGCGUCCGAAUCCAACUCGUUCUACCUCGGUAGCGCCAUCUUCAAAACUCUCGCCUCGUUGUCGUUCUUUUUCGGAGGACUUGGAAAAGCAUUUGCUAUCAAGAGCAAGGAUGUGAACAACAUCUAUCCUCUGCUAUGGGACUUCUUGGAGGGGAAGUUGUUGAAGAAAGGGGACAACUAUGCGUUUUUCAUGGUGUUGGGUCUGGGAUUCAGCGUCCUCGGAGACGUGCUGCUGGUACCUUCGAGGGAGAAGUACUUCGCCGUUUUUCAACCAGCUCAAACUUCACAGAAGGUGGAGGAGAAAGGGCGAGAAUUGAAAGGGGGGAAGAAGAAGAAAGGAGCCAGGAAGUCCGCACCCGCACCAGCACCCUCGACGGCGACGACAAAGCCAACAGUCCAAACUGAAGGCGACACGCUCUCAUUCAAAGCUGGAACAUUCUUCUUCGCCCUCGCACAUAUCGCCUACACCGUCGCCUUCCUUUCCUCCCCGACCACGAGUAAAUUCAACUGGGUCACUUUCGUUGCCUCGGCAAGUAUCGGCCUCUUCAUCAGUCGCUUGCUUGGAAUCUUCAAAUCCGGCAACAUUUCUCAAUCUUCGCAGCUGAAACUCAACAUCCCAGACGACAUGGCGCCCCUCGUCAAGGCCUACGUUUGCAUCAUUACCACCAUGGUCGGGGUAGCGAGUGCAACAGACGCCGGGUACCAGAAGACGGUGGGGGCCUGGAUGUUCAUGAUCAGCGACAUGUUCGUCGCGGUCGAUGUCUUUGGGAAGAAGGUACCUGCUGCCGCGAACGCACGAAGAGAAAAAGGACGUCCGGGGUGGAAGUUCAGAUCGUUUGGGUGGUGGUUUUACUUUUGGGCACAAGUCAUCUUGGCCGGGACUAUCUAG